Molecule: messenger RNA, 1008 nt
Organism: Trachymyrmex cornetzi
Lineage: Eukaryota; Metazoa; Arthropoda; Insecta; Hymenoptera; Formicidae
Product: putative nuclease HARBI1
Source: RefSeq, a predicted model, not a curated record
AUGAAUAAUAUUCUCGGUCUUGUUGUACCAUUGCCAGAAAUCGAAAUAUUGCUAGGUAGACUACGUCAGGAAAAAAAAUCGCGAAAUGAAGAAUAUUUUGAAAUAACUACUCCGUCCUAUACACAACCAUAUAACAAUAUUCCUCUUUCAAAAAGGAUAUUGUUUACAAUUUGGUUGCUGAGUAAGCAAGAGUCAUUUCUCGCAGUUGGUGAUCGAUUUGGUAUACCAACAAGUUCCGGACAUGGUAUUUUUAAAUACAUUGUUAAUGCUUUUGUAGAAUUAUUGUAAAUGCCACAAUAUGUAAAAUGGCCAAACAUUGAACAUCAAGCUACAUCGUCGCAAAUAUUUGAAGAACGUUCUCAUGGCAUAAGUAACGUUAUUGGGGCCAUUGAUGGAUGCCAUAUCCCGAUAAAGCAACCAGUUAGAAAUGCAACUGAUUUUUUUAACAGAAAACAAUUUCAUUCGAUUAUAUUACAAGGAGUUUGUGAUCAUUCCAAACGAUUUAUUGAUAUUUUUAUUGGAAUGCCGGGAAGAAUGCACGAUGCCUGUGUAUUCAGAAAUAGUCUACUUUUUCAGAAGUUGACAGAUCAACAAGAUCCACUUCUUCAGCGCAAUCAACAUUUGAUUGGAGAUUGUGCCUACCCUUUGAUGGUCAAUCUAAUGACUCCAUUUCGGGAUAAUGGACACCUUUUCCUAUCUCAAGUGUGCUACAAUAUGAAAUUAAGUAAAAUUCGUUCAAUUAUUGAACGAACAUUUGCACUCUUGAAAGGAAAAUUCCGACGUCUCAAAUAUUUAGAUAUAGCCGAUACAGAAUUCGGUAAUAAUAUAAUAGCCGCUACAUGUAUGCUUCAUAAUUUUAUAAUUGACAAUGGAGAUGUAUACGACGAUAUAGAUGAGGAGGAUGAUGAUGUUUCUACAGUUCAUGCCCAUACAUUAGAAACAACUGAACAUCUAUCUGUGGCUCGGGAAGCAGUUGAAAAAAGAAAUUAUAUUGUAAAUAAUUUAUAA